AUGGAUCCUCCCAACGGCCUCAUCGUCUUCGGUCCAGACGCCAACUGUACCCUCGAUCUCUGCCCCCUCGAGUGGAGCGUCUACAAGUACCGACCCUCCCUAGCCGCCAAUGUCAUCUUCAUCGUGCUCUACGCCCUCGCCAUGGGCAUCCACAUCUUUCUCGGAAUCCGAUGGCGGACCUGGUUCUACAUGAUCUUUAUGAUCCUCGGCUGCUUGUUUGAGAUUAUUGGUUACAUUGGCCGUCUUCUCAUGUACAGCAACCCCUUUUCUUUCCCUGGAUUCAUGAUUCAGAUUGUGUUCAUCACUUCUGGUCCCGUAUUUUAUACUGCUGCUGUCUACGUGACUCUGUCCAAGACCAUCCAAUCUUUCGCCCCCGAAAUAUCUCGAUUCAGACCUGAGCUAGUCUGGUGGAUCUUUAUCCCCGCCGACAUUGUCUGCCUCACCCUCCAAGCCGCCGGAGGAGCCCUCUCGACAGUGAGCCAGGGCUCCAGUCAGACCGGUAUUGACGUCGCCAUGGCCGGUCUUGCCUUGCAGGUCGCCAUCCUCGUCCUUUUCUGCGUUCUUCUCGGUGACUAUCUGUUUCGAUACUUCCGCAGCGGGUCUGCCAGCGCGCUGAGCACUCGCAUGCGCAUCUUCUUUGGCUUCCUGAGCGCGGCUGUCAUCAUGAUUCUCGGCCGAUGCGCUUUCAGGUGUUAUGAGUUGAGCGAAGGAUACCAAGACUCUGAUUUGGUAACUGACGAAGGUCUCUUUAUCGGUCUCGAGGGAGUGCUCGUUGUCAUUGCCGUCUUUUGCCUCUGCAUCGGCCACCCAGGUCUUGUGUUCCGACAAUCCACUGGGAGUGAUAUUGAAAAGUGA
Messenger RNA from Fusarium vanettenii 77-13-4, 855 nucleotides. RefSeq lists its product as uncharacterized. The record is from RefSeq and is a predicted model, not a curated record. The transcript has 3 exons. Gene Ontology annotation, cellular component: plasma membrane; fungal-type vacuole. Lineage: Eukaryota; Fungi; Ascomycota; Sordariomycetes; Hypocreales; Nectriaceae. The coding region runs from base 1 to 855 and encodes 284 amino acids.